This is a messenger RNA of Coffea eugenioides, 572 nucleotides long. RefSeq lists its product as uncharacterized. Bases 28 to 537 code for a protein of 169 amino acids. The record is from RefSeq and is a predicted model, not a curated record. NCBI's taxonomy places the organism in Eukaryota, Viridiplantae, Streptophyta, Magnoliopsida, Gentianales, Rubiaceae. The transcript is spliced from 4 exons.
GCCCUCACAGCUAUUAAAGGAGGACGGAUGCCAUCUCCUGGAAGUAUGCCGUCCUUCGAAGAAAUUAAGGACAUACUAGGGUUUAACAAGUACUAUGAAGAAGAGAAGCGUUAUGCAAUCAACAUCUCUCAACUUACUUCACAAAGCGGUUAUUCUUCGGCAAGCAGCGAUACAUACAGUACUCAACAAAUUUCUCAAGGUGAUAAAGACCAGAAAAAUCAAAGUGUACAAGAUCCUGUGGUUGAAGUAGUCACUCCUGAAGUGUAUAAUAAAUAUGCUGCAGAUAAUUCUAGUGGUCCAUUUUCAGGGAUCUGGUCAAUAAAAUUGAGAGUUAAAAUUACUGGACGUGAUGGGUUUGAGAAGCUUGAUAUCCAAAUUCCUGCUGGAUUCUUGGAAGGAAUAACCAAUAUAGUUCCAGCUUUGGGGGGUAUAAACAUCAAAGCGCUCUUGGAUGAUGCUGAUGCAGAAGGAGGCGGCAAAGUUUUACUAGAUUUCAAAGACAGGAUGGGUGAUAGGAUUCAAGUCUUUUUGGAAUAAAGAUAUGAAAUUCAUUCUUUAAAGCUUAAGCAGUA